Messenger RNA from Limulus polyphemus (Atlantic horseshoe crab), 1475 nucleotides. Its product is annotated as formimidoyltransferase-cyclodeaminase-like. The record is from RefSeq and is a predicted model, not a curated record. The transcript has 8 exons. NCBI's taxonomy places the organism in Eukaryota, Metazoa, Arthropoda, Merostomata, Xiphosura, Limulidae. The annotation marks the transcript as partial. Gene Ontology annotation, molecular function: folic acid binding; transferase activity.
UUAACCUUGUCUCGUAAUUUCUAAGUCUACGAAGGCGUUUACGCUGCUUGUUUACGUCGCGCGAUUCGUGGAAACCGGUUUUCUUAGGUUUAAAAGAAGAGUCGAGAAGUGACCAUUGCCACUUGACUGUUGGAGUUGUCAGUGCUGUGAUACCUGACCCCUAAAAUUUAUAGACUAUAUCGCGUGAAUAAAACACCGUUCCAGUUGCCUUGCACAACAGAGUAAUUUGUUUAUAUCUGCGUUUAAGCGUAUCUGCUAAGACGAGUUUUUCUUUGCAGUUUGUUGUUAUUUUAAAAUAUAUUAUAUAGUUUAUUUUUCUAAGAACAAUGAAAGUAAAAAUCGUUGAAUGUGUACCCAAUUUUUCCGAAGGCCAAAGUGAGGAGAUCAUUGAACAAAUUGCUAAGUCAAUUCGUAACACGGAAGGAGUUAGUCUUUUGGAUAUUGACUGUGGUCCCUCAACCAAUCGCACAGUUUAUACCUUUGUUGGUUCUCCAGAUGAAGUAAUUGAAGGAGCUCUUAAUGCAGCUAAGACUGCAUAUAAACUCAUUGAUAUGGCAAAGCAUAAAGGAGAACAUCCUCGUCUGGGUGCUCUAGAUGUCUGUCCAUUUAUUCCCGUCCAAGGAGUUGAGAUGGAAGAGUGUAUUUACUGUGCUAGGAAAUUUGGAGAGAAACUGGCUGCCGAGUUGAACGUUCCAGUUUACCUUUAUGGCUUUGCUGCUCAAAAAGAUUAUAGAAAGACUGUGCCCCAAAUACGAGCGGGGGAAUACGAGGGAUUAACAGAAAAGGUCAUGAAGCCCGAAUGGAAACCAGACUAUGGUCCUUCCGAGUUUGUAUCUAGAUGGGGAGCAACCAUGUGUGGAGCCAGAAAAUUUCUCAUUGCAUACAAUGUUAAUGUCUUGAGUACUAAAGAACAAGCUCAUAGAAUAGCAUUAAACAUCAGGGAGCAAGGAAGGAAUUCAGAACAACCAGGCCGUCUCAAAAAUUGCCAGGGUAUUGGAUGGUGGCUAGACGAAGCCAACUUGGCCCAAGUGUCCUUCAAUAUCACGGACCAUGAUGUUACUCCUAUCCACAUAGCUUAUGAGGAGGUGUGUAAAGACGCUCGAGAAUUGAGAUUACCAGUAACUGGGUCCCAGAUUGUUGGCUUGGUUCCAUUGCGUGCCAUGUUGCAAGCUGCAGAAUACUACAUUGAGAAGGAAAACCUAUUUGUGCUGGAAGAAGAUCAAAAAAUACAUCUUGCUAUCAACAGGCUGGGUUUAAACUCGUUAGGCCCUUUUAAUCCAAAAGAGAAAAUAAUUGAAUAUAUGCUUCCUGACCAACGUGUGGGUCCUCUGGCUAAGAAAACUGUGCAAGACUUUGUCGAAGCAGUAGCUGCACGAUCACCAGCACCAGGUGGUGGGUCAGUUGCUGCUGCUGUUGCUACUAUGGUAAGUGGGGGAGCAUACGUCAGUGGGGGAGAAACUUUUGAAGAACACAAU